Molecule: messenger RNA, 2452 nt
Organism: Daucus carota subsp. sativus
Lineage: Eukaryota; Viridiplantae; Streptophyta; Magnoliopsida; Apiales; Apiaceae
Product: formin-like protein 8
Exons: 2
Coding region: 245-2353 (702 amino acids)
Biological process (GO): actin nucleation; actin cytoskeleton organization
Molecular function (GO): actin filament binding
Source: RefSeq, a predicted model, not a curated record
CACACCAUAGAAAAUCCCUAAUAACAAUAGGGUACACAAUAAAUAACAAUAAACCCCUUAGCUACUAGAUGAAGCCUUUAAGCAGGAGUUGAACAAGGCUUUAAAAAAUCCAACCAACACAAACAAACAAGCAUCCCCUGUAUGAAACUUUCAGCAACUCCAAACACAUAAUUCCAACCAGCACAAGUUCCUUGAUUCAUCUCUCAUCUGUUAAACCAGAAACUUUCUCCAAGCUAACAAAGAAAUGUCUGCAGAUAAGGUAUCUUCAUCACCUUUAUCGCAUGUUGAAAUCAUAGCUGCAACAACGGCAUGCACUUUACUUGUUGCUGGUAUCAUCUUCUAUGUGGUAUUCAGACGUGCUAUUGCUCGAGAACGUGAGAAAAAUAAAUCUGCUUCAAGCUUUCGACGAGAAGUGGAUGUGGAGCACAUGAACUGCAUUCAGGGUGUUAGAACUUUGGAAAAGAUAGUUGUUGAUGCUAAUGGGAAGGAAGUGGUGUAUAUGCAAAAAGUUGAAGGAGGACAACUUAGAUGUUUUUCUACAAUUUGGUUCAAUCCUUUGGAUGAAGCAGAGAAGAGGGAGAAUAAAUUGCAAAUAUCUGAGCCACUCCAAGAUAAGCACAUGGAACUGCCAGGUUCUGGUCUGAGUACUCUUCAGCAGAAUUCUCAGCCUGAGAGGGAAACUCCGCCACUGUUAACUCCACCUCCUCCGCCACCUCCACCCCCACUCAUGAAAGCAAUUUCAAGGGCGCCACCACCACCACCGCCACCAAGAAUUCUAGCCAAAAGAGACCCUUCUGAGCCACCUCCAAGACAAAGCCCAGGUGCUUUGGUUUCACCAUUAAAACCCCCUACUGCACCAAGAUUUCAAGUCCAUAAUAAGGGCAGAGCAGAGGCUUUAACACAAGGCAGCUCAACAACCAAAAGCGGAAUCCACAAGAAGAUGAAGCCACUGCACUGGGAGAAAGUCAAUGCAGAUGUUGAUCAUUCACUGGUUUGGAAAGAGAUCAAUGAUGGUUCUUUAAGAUUUGAUGAUGAAGUCAUCGAAGCUCUAUUUGGUUACCAUGCUGCAAACAACAAUUUGCUUGAACCGAAGAACCUCCUGUCAAGCUCCGGAAGUUCAAUUUCAACUCCACCUGCUCAGAUUUUCAUACUCGAUCCUCGAAAGUCUCAGAACACAGCUAUUGUGCUGAAAUCUCUUGCAAUUUCCAGCAAAGAAAUUAUCGAUGCCCUGCUAGAGGGGUGUGGUCUCAGUGCAGAUACCUUAGAGAAGCUAACAAAAAUUUCUCCAACACCAGAAGACCAAGCCAAAAUCCUCAAAUUCAAUGGAAAUUCAACACAACUAGCUUAUGCUGAAUCUUUCUUGUAUCAAAUACUAACAAACGUUCCUACUGCAUUUAUCCGCUUCAAUGCCAUGCUUUUCCGAUCCAAUUAUGAUCCAGAUAUCUUACAUCUGAAGGAUUCGCUGCAGACACUUGAAUAUGGAUGCAAGGAACUUAGAGCCGGAGGGGUAUUCUAUAAACUUCUUGAAGCCAUACUGAAGGCUGGUAAUCGUAUGAAUGCUGGCACUGAGAGAGGAAAUGCACAAGGCUUUAACUUGAAUGCUUUGCGAAAACUUUCCUACUUGAAGAGUUCUGAUGGGGUUACCACUCUGCUUCACUUUGUGGUAGAGCAAGUUGCUCGAGCUGAGGGAAAACAUGUUGCAAUCAAAAGAGACCAUGGAUCUGAAAGCAGUAGCACUCGAGAUUCUGAAGAUAAUGUUCAAGAUUCAUGCUGUCCAAUAGACCUGGAAGAUACAUAUAAAGAUCAUCUGAUGUUAGGCUUACCAGUUUUAAGUGACCUCGGCAAUAAAUUCUCUAAUGUGAAGAAAGCAGCUACUAUAGACCCCGAUACAUUUAUUAAUGGUUGUUCAAGUCUCACGCUCCGGGUUGCUGAAAUUAAGAAGGCAGUGACCCAAUGUGGCAACUAUGAAAAGGGUGAUUUUGAAAAGGAAAUGAAGGGGUUUAUAGAGAAAUGUGAAGAGGAGCUUAAUGUAGUAAGGGAGGAAGAAACAAGAAUUAUGCAUCUAGUGCUGAGAACAACAAAAUUUUACCAAGCAGGAAUUUCCAAGGAUAAAGGGGCAAACCCACUCCAAAUAUUUAUCUUCGUGAAAGAAUUUCUUGACAUGGUUGAUCAAACAUGUGUUGACAUCAUAAGAAAACAACGAAAGAAGAGCGUAAGGGCAGUGGAAUCAUCACCACCACUUUCACCAUCGACAUCAACCAGGGCAGCAGUAAUGUUCCAAAGCUUGCAACAGGAUUUUCAAGCUGAGAAGUCUGGCUCGACAUCUUCUAGCGGAUCAGAAGAUGAUUUCUAAGAGUUCACCCAAGCUAGCUAAUAGGUGAUCUGUAAUGCAAAAAAGUAGGAGAGGGGGGAGAUGGAAACUUAGAAUACUUAUUUAUGUGAGUUUGUGUUA